Molecule: messenger RNA, 615 nt
Organism: Cryphonectria parasitica EP155
Lineage: Eukaryota; Fungi; Ascomycota; Sordariomycetes; Diaporthales; Cryphonectriaceae
Product: cyclase/dehydrase
Exons: 2
Coding region: 1-615 (204 amino acids)
Biological process (GO): ubiquinone biosynthetic process; cellular respiration
Cellular component (GO): mitochondrion
Molecular function (GO): ubiquinone binding
Source: RefSeq, a predicted model, not a curated record
AUGCCCAGAUCAGUCCAUAGAUUCAAUACUCUCUUGUCCGACCAGCCCCUGGCCAUCAACGUCACGCGCACGCUUCCCUACCCGCGCGAGAGGCUCUACGACCUCAUCGCCGACGUCGACUCGUACUCCCAGUUCCUGCCGUACUGCCAGCACAGCCGCGUGACGGCAUGGUCUCGGCCGGACGACACAGCAGCAGCAAUAGCAGACCCGCAGCACAGGCAGCGGCGGUGGCCAGUCGAGGGCGAGCUGACCAUCGGCUUCGGACCCGUGACGCAGUCCUACACAAGCAGGAUCGUCUGCGUGCCGGGGCGGAGCGUCGAGGCGCUGAGCGGGAAGGACGAGCCCGAGGUGGCGCGCAAGGACGGCGAGGGGAAGAACCCGUUCAAGAGGCUGGUGACCAAGUGGACGGUCGAGGAUGCGCCGGUGCCCAGGGCAGCUGGUGGUAAGCCGGGAGAGGACGGGGAGGCGUGGACCAAGGUUGAUCUGGACCUGAGCAUGCGGCUGGAGGACCCGCUGGUCCAGGUUAUGCUGUCCAAGGUGGUGGACGAGUCGGCUGCCAAGAUGAUUGAUGCCUUUGAGCAGCGGGCGAGGCAGCUGUUUGGCUCGGCGCGGUGA